This is a messenger RNA of Micropterus dolomieu (smallmouth bass), 3538 nucleotides long. Its product is annotated as cadherin-18. The record is from RefSeq and is a predicted model, not a curated record. Gene Ontology annotation, cellular component: adherens junction; catenin complex; plasma membrane. The transcript is spliced from 14 exons. Gene Ontology annotation, biological process: multicellular organism development; cell-cell junction assembly; homophilic cell-cell adhesion. Lineage: Eukaryota; Metazoa; Chordata; Actinopteri; Centrarchiformes; Centrarchidae. The coding region runs from base 826 to 3216 and encodes 796 amino acids. Gene Ontology annotation, molecular function: cadherin binding; calcium ion binding.
CUCUUACAUGGCCAAUUUAUCAUUAUUUUUUUUCGACAAACACAACUCGGGUAAUUUUACAGGACUGCUGCUACAAAUCAGCCCAAAUGGCCUUGAGUAGGAGGACGGAGAUGCAUAUUCACUGCUGGUGUGGAGGGAGCAAAACUUCUUGUGGCACUCACACCAUCAUCCAUCACUGAGCAGCUGAAAAUAUGAGAGGGGCUGAGGUUGUUCCAACAGUACAGGCUGAGAGUUUUGAAAGUGAGAAAUCUCAGUUCCUGGCUCGGUAGCAGCUGACUCACUGGUAAUGAUCAACAACCCUAUCAAACCCUGCAGAUAUAUCAUGGACAAUAGGCGAGGCAUAUGGGCAACAACUUUCCUGCAUAACCUGGCUGUGUAACAACUGACGCAUGUGAGCCUUAACAUCGUCAUAGUCAGAGAGGGGAAUUCACCUGCACCUGUCCCUAAUAGGAAGAUUGUCAAGGAAAGGGAUGUCAUACGUCAUGACUCACAAGGAAAUCCAGAAUGGCUUCCGGGAUUAACCUCUGCUCUUGGUAGAACUACCCAGAAGUUCACGUCCAUUUGCACAGCAUCUCACAGCCUGGGAAAUUCCAUAAUGUAAAUAAGGCUUGCUAUUUUUUUUUUUUUUACGUUAAACCUUCAGCUUUGGGCCAUGAACCUUAGAGGAUCUACCGGGACCACUAUUUCCUUAGUUUGGAUUUAGACUCCUCUUUUGCUGGGACUACUGCACAGGCCUGCAGCGGUGGCUAGUGGUGGCGGCGGCGGUGGUGGGAGGACCUUACCACCUUGGAACACAGGGAUAACUUUACAAAAGCACACACCACCAUGAGGAUAUACACCACCUCCUGUCUCUGUCCCUUUCUGGUCUGCCUCUGCUUCAUCCAGAAGUGCUACGGGGCGAGCCACCACGGCCCCAGCAAUGUGCCCUCCAAGAACCAGACCAAACUGGCCAACGGGGAGACAGAGGUGCACCACAGGCCUAAGCGUGGCUGGAUCUGGAAUCAGUUCUUUGUUUUAGAAGAGCACAUGGGACCAGAUGCACAGUAUGUGGGAAAGCUUCACUCAAACUCAGAUAAAGGCGAUGGAUCCGUCAGGUACAUUCUGAGCGGGGAAGGAGCUGGGACUAUAUUUAUCAUCGACGAAGUGACAGGAGAUAUUCAUGCCACUAAGAGCCUGGAUCGGGAAAGGAAAACACAUUAUGUCCUGCAUGCACAAGCCUUGGACCGCAACACAGAGGAGGCCCUGGAACCAAAGUCAGAAUUCAUCAUCAAAGUACAAGACAUCAAUGACAAUGCACCUAAAUUCACAGAUGGACCCUUUGUAGCUACGGUGCCUGAGAUGUCUGAAGUGGGUGUUUCAGUGUUGCAAGUCACAGCGACUGAUGCGGAUGACCCCACCUAUGGAAACAGUGCCAGGAUAGUCUACAGUAUUCUACAAGGACAGCCAUAUUUCUCUGUCGACCCCAAAACAGGAAUCAUCAGGACUGCCUUAGCCAACAUGGACCGGGAAGCCAGAGAACACUACACUGUUGUUAUCCAAGCCAAAGACAUGGCAGGCCAGGUCGGAGGCCUCUCUGGGUCUACCACCAUCAAUAUCACUCUGACAGACAUCAAUGACAACCCACCGAAGUUUCCCCAAAAAAAUUACCAGCUGUAUGUCCCUGAAUCAGCUCAAGUAGGGAAACCGGUAGGGAAGAUCAAAGCCAAUGAUGAGGACCUUGGCAUCAAUGCAGACAUCAAGUACAGCAUCAUUAACUCAGAGGGGGCCAACAUGUUCUCCAUAUCCACGGAUAGGGACACAAGAGAGGGAAUUAUCAGCCUCAGAAAGCCUCUAAACUACGAGAGAAAGAAGACCUACACUCUCCACAUUGAGGGGGUGAAUACACAUGUGGAUCCUCGUUUUUCCUAUCUUGGGUCUUUCAAAGACACUGCCACCCUUAAAAUCACAGUUGGGGAUGUGGACGAAGCCCCUGUCUUUUCUAUAGAUCAUUAUAUCAUGGAUGUAUAUGAGAACACGCCCAGUGGCACAGAGGUGGGCACUGUCACAGCUCGAGAUCCUGACAGCAGGAACAGUCCUGUCAGGUAUUUCUUGGACAGCAAAGAGGAAGGAGUAAGGUACUUCAGAAUCGAUGAAAACAGUGGAGUUGUAAGGACGACACAGCCUCUGGACAGGGAAGACAUGCCUUGGCACAACAUCACUGUAAUGGCCUCGGAGGUUGACAACCCCAGCCUUCUCAGUCAUGUUCAUGUUACCGUCCAGGUGCUUGACGUGAACGACAAUGCACCAGAAAUAGCUACAGACGAGGAGGUCAUUGUGUGUGAGAGCUCAAGGCCGGGACAGGUGAUCCAGACUGUCACAGCAAUGGAUAAGGAUGACUUUGCCAAUGGACAGCGGUUUUCAUUUGCGUUGCCAAGCCAGCUACCAGUCAAUCCCAACUUCACUCUGAAAGACAAUGAAGACAGCACGGCCAGCAUCAUUGCCAGGCGGCGGCGUUUUAACCACUUGACCCAGGAGCUAUACGAGCUGCCCAUUGUGGUGUGGGAUGGUGGGGAGCCAUCGCUGAGUGGCACCAGCACCUUGACCCUGCGGGUGUGCCCAUGCCAACGCCAUGGCAGGAUCCGGAUGUGCCAAGGCGAGGCGUUCCUCUCCUCGGCGGGUCUCAGCACGGGGGCUCUGAUUGCCAUCCUGCUGUGCAUCGUCAUCCUGCUGGCCAUCGUGGUUCUCUUCAUCACACUAAGGCGGAGCAAGAAAGAGCCCCUUAUCAUCUCCGAAGAGGACAUCCGAGAGAAUGUGGUCACCUAUGACGAUGAGGGCGGAGGCGAGGAGGAUACCGAGGCCUUCGACAUCAUCGCCCUUCGUAACCCAGCUGCCGCUGAAGAGCUCAAAUUCCGACGGGAUGUUCGCCCAGAGGCGAGGCAACACUGCGGCCCGCCCCGCAGCCGCCGAAGCCCUUCAGUGGAGCUGGACGAGGUGGAUGUGCACGAAUUUAUCAAGCAGAAACUGGUGGAGGCCGACAUGGACACCAGCGUGCCGCCCUACGACUCCCUCCAGACCUACGCUUACGAGGGCCAAGGUUCACCCACAGGAUCCAUCAGCCCUUUAGACUCUCCCGGCACGCAAUCAGAGCAGGAAUAUAACUACCUGGACAACUGGGGGCCUGAGUUCCAGAAACUGGCAGAACUCUAUGGAGAGGCAGAUUCCGAUGUGACGACCUAGUCUGUGAUUUCACUCCUGUUCGAACCAAAUCUGUUUGAAAUCCGUUUUUCAAAAUUUCUGUGAACAAUAUAAAUGAACAGAGAUGCUUUCAAACUGUUCUAGUGGUUUUCAACUGUUGAAUUAAAAAUACUGCUCUUUUUUUCCCCCCUCUUGCUUUUGACACUUUGGAUCAUGGGUCGUUCAUCUGGAAGUAUUACGUCAGAUUUUGAGAUGGAAGAACAACAAUAUGGGGAAAAAAGGAAAAUCAUAUUUUCCUUGGUGUAUAUUUUUUAUUGCUCAAUAAAGUCCUGAAAUCCAUAUGAGUGGAUAUGUGAAAACAAAA